AUUUUCUUUCUCUUUUUUUUCUCAAGAUUUUCUGUUCUCUCUUUUAAUUGUUUUUAAUUUAGAUUUAAUUUUCUUUUAUUAAUUGGAUUGCAUGUUUUUAAUUCUAACACUAUGAGUUCCCUUCAGCAUGCGAAAGAAAAUAAUUACAAUCAAUUCACGAGAUUAAUUGACUCUUUGGAAGAUCGGUAUAAGUUGAAUGAAGGUGAUGCCAUUGUUGACAUUAAUAGUUUACAAGUUGUUAGGACCAGAAGUGGUCGUGUUUCCAAACCAAGAAUUACCCCUAAAUCAAAACCCGCUGCGACUUCGAGUGUAUCAAAGUCAAAAAGAGGUCGAAAACAAUCGACUGGAACUACCAGACAAUCAACUGGAUCAUCGAUUCCACUUUCACAAUCAACUCAAGAUUCUUCUGGCUUUGAAUCAGCUACUUAUGAUUCUCAAGAAGGCUCACCAUUAGAGCCAAAUUUAGUCGUUGCUCAAAGUAUUCUUUUUGAUCGACCAGCACAAUUAGAGGCUACUAAAAAUUUACUCUCAAUCCUGGAAUCAGGAGGACCUUUGAGUAGUAAAACUGCUUCUAAUCUUUAUGAGCGAUUUAGAGUUACUCUUGGACGAGAUGAGCUUCCUAACAAAGCAAGUGUGCGGCCUUUUUUUACCUUUCAUGAAGAUCAUGACAUUGGUGUUACUCUACUUUUCGAUACUCCUGAUCUUACCCCAUGGACUCUCAUUUGUCUCAAAUUUUUCGGUGAAGAAAACCUUGGUUUAUACCAGCAAAUUUAUAGACAUGUCCUUGUAGAAGCAGCAGCAAAAACAAAUAAUGGUUCAGCCAAAAAGAUGAUCACAUCAACACCCACAACACGAUCAUCGGUUAACACACAAAGAUCAGAAUAUCUUGCCGUUGUUGCGGUUCGUCGAAGUGGCGGAUCCAAGCAAAUGGACAUGGAUUCUGAAAGUGAAUUUGGUAAUCAUCUUAAUCAUACUCGUCCUGCAAAUCAACCUGCAGCAAAUAAAUCACCGUCAGGCAUGUCAAGUGCUUAUACCUCGCCAACAUCAAUUCCUGUUUAUCAUCCUUCAAUUGAUAGUAUUGUUUACGAAAAUGACAAGCAACUCGCAUCACUUCAAAAAUUAGCCGAAAUUAUGAGACAAAACGACGAUGAGAGUAAACAAGUGAAAAGAAAAUUAAUCGCUCGAGCUGGUAGAGCAUUGGGACACGAUUCGAUGCCUUAUGGUGAAAACAUUUAUCCAUUUUUCACUUUUCACGAGAAAGGAGAGAUCGGGGUUAGCUUUUUAUUCAACAUCAAAACUCUUAGUCCUUGGACAACCAUUUGUAAACUUUACUUUGGCGGUGAAAUACUUAAUAUAUGCAGUGAUAUUUAUCGAAUGAUGAACCGUCCACAAAUAGAAUCACUCGAAAAAUUGGAACAAUUAGCUAUCAGUUAUCGUCAACAACCUCAACAAUCGAAAAUUUUACGAGCUGCCAUCUCUCAGGUUCACGAUGAAAGAUCAAAGGAAAGUUGCCAAAAGUCAAAUCAACAGCCAUCUAUGAGUACACCAAUAACCCGAUCAUCUAGAGCGUUUUCACCCGUGGUAAUCAACAACACUGCUCCUCCAUAUCGUCGGUCUAUCCCACAAUCUCCAGCCUCAUCAUUAUCAGGAUCAAUUGAAGAUUCACCAAUACCUGAACCGAGAAGAGCUCGAAUGCUUUGCCGAACAACAAGCGUCCGUAGAGUGACACGACCACGGAAAUCAACAGUUCUCGUUGAUAUCAACAAUGGUAACAUCCAAUCAACUGGUAUCGAUUUAGCCUUAACUCCUCCCGCUCUCAAAAAAACACGUCGAUCGACAACCUUCAUGGUUGGAAAAGGUUUCUCAGAACCAAGUUUCGCUCUCGCCAAAUCAGGUCGCAAACCAGCGCUGUCCAGAGUCAAUACCACUCAUCAUCUGUAAUUUUCCAUUAAUCAUCCAAAAUCUAACUCUCUCUCUCUCAUCCAUACACACCACCGAUUCAUCAGGCAUAGUUUUCUAAUUUGAUUUAUCUAAUCAUCGUCAGAAAAUUUUCAUCCUUCCAAUGUUUUUGUAUUAUCUUACUGAAUGUUUAAUAUAUUUAAUUGUUGUGAAUGAUUAAAUAUAUUAUUCUAGUAACUUAUUACAAUUACAUUAUUUUAAUAUAAAGAAAUGUUUACGCUCAUCAAAUUAGAGGAAACUUUUUAAUUAGUGAUUUGACUCUUUCAUUUUUCUUGAAGUAUCAUUACAAAAACAAAGUUUAUCUUAUUACAUUUAAUUAAUUUCUAUUAGGAAUCAAUGUUUCUAUUUGAUUACGAGUGUUUAAUUUGAUGAUUUAAAUUCAUUAAGUAACAAAUCAUAACAGUUAAAUUGUUUCCUUUUUAUGCCAAAAAUUGAGAAUGGAAAAUUAAGUUGAUAGAAUUAACAAUUUAUUCUUAUGACUUUCUUUUCUAAUAUUAUCCAUUUAUGUAACAACAAUUAAUUAAUUUCCAUGUUUGCAUGUUGAUACUCCCAAAUUAAGACAGAACUCGAUUUAAAUUGUGAUAAUCCCUUGACGAUUCCUAUGCUGAUUAAAAUUCCCUUGAUUGAAUAUUUUCUUAAA
Panonychus citri (citrus red mite) is the source of this 2599-nucleotide messenger RNA. RefSeq lists its product as uncharacterized. The record is from RefSeq and is a predicted model, not a curated record. Bases 112 to 1941 code for a protein of 609 amino acids. NCBI's taxonomy places the organism in Eukaryota, Metazoa, Arthropoda, Arachnida, Trombidiformes, Tetranychidae. The transcript is spliced from 2 exons.